Messenger RNA from Lampris incognitus (smalleye Pacific opah), 5823 nucleotides. Its product is annotated as myosin-7B-like. The transcript has 45 exons. Bases 1 to 5823 code for a protein of 1940 amino acids. Gene Ontology annotation, molecular function: ATP binding; cytoskeletal motor activity; actin filament binding. NCBI's taxonomy places the organism in Eukaryota, Metazoa, Chordata, Actinopteri, Lampriformes, Lampridae. Gene Ontology annotation, cellular component: myosin complex. The record is from RefSeq and is a predicted model, not a curated record.
AUGUCUCGGUUCCUGGAGAUGAAGGAGUUUGGAGAAGCAGCCAGUUUCCUUCGCCUCACAAACCUGGAACAACUGGCAGCCAAGGCCCAGGCCUUUGAUGGUACGAAGCGUGUGUGGAUGCCAGAUGAGGCUGAGGCGUAUGUGGAGGUUGAGACGAAAGAGCUGAAUGGAGACCGGACCACCGUGGAAACCAAAGACGGACGGUUUCUGAUAGUAAAAGAGGAUGACCUGCAGCAGAUGAAUCCUCCAAAGUUUGACAUGCUCGAGGACAUGGCGAUGCUGACUCACCUGAAUGAGGCCUCGGUCCUGUUCAACCUGCGCAGGAGAUACAGCAUGUGGAUGAUCUACACUUACUCUGGUCUGUUCUGUGUGACUGUCAACCCUUACAAAUGGCUGCCCGUCUACUCUGCCAGCGUGGUGGCAGCCUAUAAGGGGAGGCGCCGCACAGAGACCCCUCCCCACAUCUACGCCGUCGCCGACAACGCCUACACUGACAUGCUGCAAAAUCGAGAAAAUCAGGCCAUGCUGAUCACGGGGGAGUCUGGAGCGGGGAAAACAGUCAACACUAAGCGGGUGAUCCAGUACUUCGCCAUCAUUGCUGCUUUAGGAGAGACAGUGAAAAAAGGAGGUUCAUUGGAGGACCAGAUAAUAGAGGCCAACCCCGCCAUGGAGGCGUUUGGUAACGCCAAAACCAUCCGCAAUGACAAUUCUUCCAGAUUUGGAAAGUUCAUCAGGAUCCAUUUUGGACCGACAGGGAAGCUGGCAUCUGCUGACAUUGACAUCUACCUUCUAGAAAAAUCCAGAGUGGUGUUCCAGCAGCCUGGAGAGAGAAGCUACCACAUCUACUACCAGAUCCUGUCCAGUUACAGGCCAGAACUACAAGACAUGCUGUUGGUAACUACCAAUCCAUACGACUACCACUUCUGCUCUCAGGGCGUGACCAGGGUGGAAGGAAUCGACGAUGGGGAGGAGCUUAAACUCACCGAUCAUGCCAUGGACACCCUUGGCUUCACUCCAGAGGAGAAGUAUGGUUGUUAUAAGAUCGUGGGAGCCAUCAUGCACUUUGGAAACAUGAAGUUUAAGAAGAAGCAGAGAGAAGAGCAGGCUGAGGCCGAUGGCACUGAGAGUGUCGAUAAGGCGUCCUAUCUGAUGGGAAUCAGUUCAGCUGACCUGCUGAAAGGUCUGCUAAACCCCCGCGUCAAAGUAGGAAAUGAGUACAUCGUCAGAGGACAGACUGUUGAACAGGUGAACUACGCAGUAGGAGCGCUGGCCAGGGCUACCUAUGACCGUAUGUUUAAAUGGUUGGUUGGUCGCAUCAACCAGUCGCUGUACACGGCUUUACCUCGCCAGUACUUCAUUGGUGUCCUCGACAUUGCCGGCUUCGAGAUCUUUGAGUUUAAUAACUUCGAGCAGCUGUGUAUAAACUUCACCAACGAGAAGCUGCAGCAGUAUUUCAACCACCACAUGUUCAUCCUGGAGCAGGAGGAAUACAAGACUGAAGGAAUAGAAUGGACCUUCAUAGACUUUGGUCUGGACCUGCAGGCCUGCAUAGACCUCAUAGAAAGGCCUCUUGGUAUUCUGUCCAUCAUGGAAGAGGAGUGUAUGUUUCCUAAGGCCACAGACCAGAGCUUUAAAACCAAACUUUAUGACAACCACCUGGGCAAGUCACCAAACUUCCUUCGCCCUCGACUCGACAAGAAACGCAAAUAUGAGACGCACUUUGAACUAGUCCACUAUGCUGGAGUGGUGCCAUACAACCUCUCAGGCUGGCUGGAUAAGAACAGGGACCCUCUGAAUGAGACGGUGGUAACUCUGUUCCAGAAGUCCUCCAACAAGCUGAUGGCGAUGCUGUUUGAAAACUACAUCAGCUCCGACAUAGCUGGUGAUCCAAAGACUGAAGCCAAACAGAAGAGGAGGAAAGGUGCCUCCUUCCAGACGGUGUCUCAGUUACAUAAGGAAAACCUAAACAAGCUGAUGGCUAACCUCCGCAGCACUCAGCCUCAUUUUGUCCGCUGCAUCAUCCCCAAUGAAUCCAAACAUCCAGGGAUGAUUGAUCCUUUCCUGGUUCUGCACCAACUGAGGUGUAAUGGCGUUCUGGAGGGAAUCAGAAUCUGCAGGAAAGGCUUCCCAAACCGCAUCCUGUAUGCCGAGUUCAGACAGCGGUACCGUAUCCUGAACCCAUCUGCCAUCCCAGAGGACUCGUUUGUUGACAGCAGGAAGGCGGUGGAGAAACUUCUGGGCUCUCUGGACAUCGACCACACCCAGUACAAGUUUGGACACACCAAGGUAUUUUUUAAGGCCGGUCUGUUGGGUCUGUUGGAGGAUAUGAGGGACAGUCGUCUGUCUCAGAUCCUGACCAUCGUACAGGCCAUGUGCAGAGGAAAGCUGAUGAGGAUGGAAAUACAACGGUUAAUGAGAGAAAGGGAUGCGCUGGUGGUCAUCCAGUUUAACCUCAGGGCGUUCUUCUCGGUGCGCACAUGGCCUUGGAUGAUGCUCUUCUAUAAGCUCCGCCCCCUCCUCAGAAGCGCUCAGGUGGAGAAGGAGCUGGCCGCUUUAAAGGAACAAUUCAACAAACUGAAGGAAGCUUUUGACAGGUCGGAGGGGAAGCGUCGGGAGGCGGAGGAACGGCAGGUGGUUUUGGUUCAGGAGAAAAAUGACCUGGCUCUACAACUGCAGGCGGAGCAGGACAACCUUACUGAUGCAGAGGAGCGCUGUAACCAGUUGAUCAAGACAAAGAUCUCACUGGAGUCCAAGAUGAAGGAGCUGAAGGAGAGACUGGAGGAUGAGGAGGAGAUGAGCGCUAUGCUAACGUCCAAGAAACGACAACUGGAGGAUGAGGUGACAUCGCUGAAGAGAGAUGUGGAUGAUCUGGAGAUGACUCUGGCCAAAGUGGAGAAGGACAGACACGGAGUAGAGAACAAGGUGAAGAACCUCAGUCAGGAGAUGUGUGUGUUGGAUGAGUCCAUUGCCUCGCUGACGCGGGAGAAGGCAGCGCUGCAGGAAGCCCACCAGCAGGUCCUAAAUGACCUUCAGACUCAGGAGGACAAGGUCAACAUGCUGGCCAAGUCCAAAGCCAGGCUGGAGCAACAAGUUGAUGAUGUGGAAGGUUCUCUGCAUCAGGAGAAGAAAGUGCGGGCCGAUCUGGAACGAACCAAACGCAAGUUGGAGGGGGAUCUGAAGCUGUCUGUGGAGUCGGUGAGAGAUCUGCAGAACGAGAAACAGCAGCUGGAAGAUCAGCUAAAAAAGAAGGACUUUGACUUUGGUCAGCUCCAUUCGAAGUUUGAAGAUGAACAGAGUCUGGUGGCUCAACUCCAGAAGAGAAUCAAGGAGCUUCAGACGCGUACGGAGGAGUUGGAGGAGGCACUGGAGGCGGAGCGGGUGUGGCGUUGUAAGGCGGAGCGUCAGAGGAACGAUGUGGCCAGAGAACUGGAGGAGUUGGGGGAGAAACUUGAGGAGGCGGGAGGAGCGUCUGCUGCUCAGAUUGCACUCAACAGGAAGCGGGAGGCAGACUUCCUGAAGAUGCGCAGGGAGCUGGAGGAGGCGGGGCUACACCACGAGGCCACGGCGGCGUCUCUGCGGAAGAAACACUCAGACAGUGUGGCGGAGCUCGGCGAGCAGAUCGAUGCUCUCCAGAGAGCAAAAAUGAAACUAGAGAAGGAGAAAGUGGAGUUGAGAAUGGAGGCCGAUGACUUGGCUGCUAACAUGGAACAGCUCUCUAGAACCAAGGGGGGAGUAGAGAAGAUGUGUAGGGUGUAUGAGGACCAGCUGAAUGAAAGUAGGAGCAGAGCAGAUGAGCUGCAGAGACAACUGGCUGAGGUCUCGGCCCAGAAGGCACGAGCGCUGACUGAAACUGCUGAGUACAGUCGUCGUCUGGAGGAGCGAGAGGCUCUGAUUGGUCAGCUGCAGCGUUGUAAGGCGGGGCUUUGUCAGAACACAGAAGAUUUAAAGAGACAGAAGGAGGAGGAGACCAAGGCACGGGUGUCUCUGGCUCACGCUGUGCAGGCAUCGCGUCAUGAAGCAGCUCUGCUACGGGAACAGUAUGAGGAGGAGCAGGAGGCCAAGGCGGAGCUUCAGAGGGCGCUAUCUACAGCCAACAGCCAGGUGGCGCAAUGGAGAACCAAGUAUGAGACCGAGGCCAUUCAGAGAACUGAAGAGCUGGAGGAGGCAAAGAAGAAGUUGGUCGUUCGACUGCAGACUGUAGAGGAAGCCGUGGAGGCAUCUCAAGCUAAAUGUUCGUCUCUAGAGAAAACCAAACAGCGUCUCCAGACGGAGAUCGAGGACCUGAUGGUUUCUCUGGAGCGCUCGAAUGCUGCCGCACUGUUGCUGGACAAGAAACAACGCAACUUUGACAAGAUUUUGAGUGAAUGGAGGCAGAAGUUUGAGGAGAGCCAGACAGAGUUGGAGGCGUCUCAGACGGAGUCGCGCAGUUUGAGCACCGAGCUUUUCAAACUUAAGAACAGUUAUGAAGAAGCUCUGGACCACCUGGAGACGGUCAAACGAGAAAACAAGAACUUGCAAGAGGAGAUUGUGGACCUGACGGAGCAGAUCAGUCAGGAAGGGAAAAUCAUCCAUGACCUGGAAAGGGCGAAAAAAAUCCUGGAUGUGGAGAAGAGCGACAUCAGAGCAGCUCUUGAGGAGGCCGAGGGAACUCUGGAACACGAGGAGAGUAAGACUGUGAGAGUUCAGCUGCAGUUGGAGCAGAUGAAGGCGGAGAUCGACAGGAAGGUUUCUGAGAAAGACGAAGAGAUUGAAAACCUCAGGCGGAGCCACCAGCGGUCCCUGGAGACAAUGCAGAGUAGUUUGGAGGCAGAGGUCCGUUGCCGUAGUGAAGCGGUUCGUUUGCGGAAGAAGAUGGAGGCUGACCUGAAUGAGAUGGAGGUUCAGCUGGGACACGCCAACAGACAGGCUGCAGAAAACCAGAGACUCAUCAGACAUCUACAAACCCAGGUGAAAGAGCAUCAGGUGGAUCUUGAUGAAAAAAUCCAGCAGACCAAUCAGCUUAAAGAACAGCUGCUCCUGCUGGAGCGCCGCUGUUUGCUGCUGGUGGCCGAGGAGGAGGAGCUGAGGGGUGUGCUGGAACAGACGGACCGCAGUCGCAAGAUAGCUGAACACGAGUUAGUGGAGGCUGCAGAGAGAAUUAACCUCCUUAACACAUAUAACUCCGGGCUGGUGACUCAGAAGAGGAAGCUGGAAACUGAUCUGUCACUGUUGACGGGAGAGGUGGAUGAAGCCACACAGGAAAGUCGCACUGCAGAAGAGAAAGCCAAGAGAGCCAUCACUGAUGCGGCUCUGAUGGCAGAGGAGUUGAAGAAGGAGCAGGACAGUAGCACCAUGUAUGACAGGAUGAAGAGAAACAUGGAGGUUACAGUGAAGGAGCUGCAGGUCAGACUGGAUGAAGCUGAACAGACGGCACUGAAGGGUGGAAAGAAACAGCUCCACAAACUUGAGACAAGGGUGAGAGGGUUGGAGACGGAGCUUCUGAUGGAGCAGAAGAAGAGCGAGGAAUUCCAGAAAGGCGUUCGCCGCUACGAGAGGAGAGUCAAAGAGCUGACAUACCAGACAGAAGAGGACAGGAAGACAAUGCUGAGGAUGCAGGAGCUGAUUGAAAAACUUCAGUCCAAAGUCAAGAGUUAUAAGAAACAGGCCGAGAACACUGAGGAGCAGAUGAGCAGCAACAUGACGCGCUUCAGGAAGAUCCAACACGAGCUGGAUGAUGCUGAGGAGAGAGCUGACGUUGCUGAGACAACCGUCAACAAGUUACGGAUUCGGACCCGCGAGCAGACCAGCAAGGUUGCUGUGGUUUCAACGUCCCCAGAGAAGUGA